GACCAUUCGAACAAUCGUAUAACUGAACUAUUUACAAGUCGGUGAGCACUGAAAUUCAGUUGGUAUGUCACAAUAAAUAUCUAACUUCAAUUUAGUUCCAGUCAUAAUUUCAAUAACUAGGUCAAGUUUAAGCACUGCUACAGAUAUGAAGUAGUACGAAUAUUUCUAACAUUAUCGCUGAAUUUUUAGCUUAAUUUAUAAUUUCUUUUCCUAAAUUUUUAGACUACAAAACAGAUAACCGAAACCUUUACGGUAGGAAAUCCAACUACGCAAAAAAGUUAUGUAACAGCGCAAACGUUUUUAAAUUUAAACACUUCACAAAGCAACAACAGCAACCAAUGUACCAUUCUGGCUUCGAUUACGCAGUUGGAUGUGGGGGAGAAAAUAGGACAGACGAGGACGCAAUUAUAGAAUUCAACUACUCCCAGUGUAUUAUCUCGAGGGUGGGGGAGGUGACUUUGGGAGUGUUCGGAGUAGUCGGCUGCAUAAUUCACUCGUAUAUCAUUUUCUGCUACAACUUCAGACCAUCGGAACAACAGCGAGCGCCAGUGGAAACUCUGAUAAUCAGUCUGAGCUGUUACGAUCUGUUCUACUGUGCGGGACUGGUGGUCUUGGCAGUGCUGAGUCGCAUUCCCAGUUAUGUCCCAGACAUCGCCUGUCCACUCCAAGCAAUCGUGCUAUCCUUCUAUCGCAACUCUCUUUUUCUAGUUGUUCUAUUACUCGCAUGCAACAGGUAUUAUGCUGUGUGUCGUCCCCAAUAUUACGGCCGCUAUUUUUCCAAGCUGAAAAUCAAGAUUUACGCCAUUUCAUCAUUCGCGGUAUCUUUCGUCAUAGCUCUCAUAAAUCAAACGAAUGCAUGCUUUUUACACGAAGAAAGCGAUGAUUAUUCAACCUACUACCACUGUGCAUCUGCAUUUUGCUACGUAAUAUUCUACCUGCCUAUGAUAAUCCUCACUACCAUGCUUUACGUGAAAAUCUACAAGAAGCAGAAGGAGAUAAUAAACACUGAGGAGUUCUACAACGAAUAUUGUGCUGGAGCGUUGACCGAGGAUAUCGAGUCUGAAAGACGUUUUUUGGGAGCCAUCACCAUCUCGACAAUAAUUACUGUCUCAAUUUUAAUCGGCGAUUUUGUGAUCAACUUUUUAGUAUCACUUUUCUCCAUUGACCCAAUGCUUUUCAACAGUGAUGGCAAAUCAGUUGACAAUAUAUCAUUCAUUCUCAGUGCUGUUAUCGCUUCGCUUAUAUCCAUGCUGUUCGUGGUCAACCCGUGCAUUUUUAUGGCUACUAAUGACCAGUUCAAGAUCAAACUGACCAGACCAAUUAGAGAACUGAAAAAGCGAAUGCGCGCAGAAUCCCAAUUGAAGAUAGUCGAACUCAACACUGAAACUCAAGCAUUGAGUGAAAUCAACUGAAUUUCGAAAAGCUAUUUUUAAUAUUUACAUGUCUACAAAAUUAAUACUACGUCUAAAAUAUGUGCAUAAAGAACUGACAAACAAGUUUGCAGUAUGCAA
This is a messenger RNA of Symsagittifera roscoffensis, 1511 nucleotides long. RefSeq lists its product as uncharacterized. NCBI's taxonomy places the organism in Eukaryota, Metazoa, Xenacoelomorpha, Acoela, Convolutidae. Gene Ontology annotation, molecular function: G protein-coupled photoreceptor activity. The record is from RefSeq and is a predicted model, not a curated record. Gene Ontology annotation, biological process: phototransduction; G protein-coupled receptor signaling pathway; cellular response to light stimulus. Gene Ontology annotation, cellular component: plasma membrane. The transcript is spliced from 4 exons. Bases 339 to 1412 code for a protein of 357 amino acids.